CGCCCGCGCUGACCGCGCUGCUACCCGAAACGCCCGCGCUGACCGCGCUGCUGCGCGAAGCACCAGCGCUAACCGCGCCAGACAUAGUUCAUGAUGUCAAACAGACAUCCCACACAGAAAGACAAUAUCCACAUAGUUUCAUGACAAUACCACAUGUCAAUAGUUCAUGAUGUCUCCCACACAAGGCACGGCAUCUUCACAUAUCCUGAUGUCACACAGACAUCCCACAUAGCUUGUCAUGACAUGUCUCACAUAGCUUGUCAUAACAUGUUACACACAGCUGGUGGCACCCGGUGGACACGCGGCAGGAGCAGCCGCAUGCCGACCGCGCCGCGCGCCACGCCGCACUGCACCGAGCUGGCUGUCGCGCCGCUGCGGCCCGCCGCGCUUGAGCCGCCACCGCCGCCCACGCGCGGGCACCUGCAGCUGGCGCCGCUAGGCGCGCUGCACUUCACGCACCUCUGCACGCUGACUACUUUCGGCUCUGCUGACAUAAGAAAUCAUCAUACAGUACAUCUAUACACCAUCGUCAUCAUCCUUAAUGAUUUAUGGGAUUAGUUAGGGUUCUUUGAACAUUUUCACUUUAAACCCACACAGAUUAGGCCAUUCCACAUAGCUUGUCAUGUCAUGCCACAUGUUCUCCUCACACAGAUAUCAGGAGAUCUCACGCAGAAUGACAAUGUCCGCCCAGCUUCAUGACAAUGUCCACUGGUGUAUGAUCAACAAGUACAUCAUAUACAUUAUUAUUAUUAUUUUCAAACCAUUCCCAUAACCACAUUAUCAAAAUAUUAAGAUGAAUAACACAACUACUUAUAUCAUCACUGACAACAAAACAAUGCAAGUGAAACAUAUUGAUGCUUAACAUUGUGUUUGGGUGAACACCAAGUUGCUCCACACACAAAUGCAACUUUAUCAAAAUAAACUUCUUGUUAUUAUCUUAGAU
This is a messenger RNA of Ostrinia furnacalis (Asian corn borer), 943 nucleotides long. RefSeq lists its product as uncharacterized. NCBI's taxonomy places the organism in Eukaryota, Metazoa, Arthropoda, Insecta, Lepidoptera, Crambidae. Bases 154 to 558 code for a protein of 134 amino acids. The record is from RefSeq and is a predicted model, not a curated record. The transcript has 2 exons.